UCUUCCUGGUCUCAAGAUAGUUCAGUAGAUGGUGGCUUUGAGGUUCAAGUGAAUAGACAUCAUCUUCCCAAUCAUGACAGAGGAGCCAGAGAUAUAGAGGGUAUAGGUCAGUAACAGCAUACGGUCUAGCACACACUUUAUCAUGCACGAGGAUCCAGGUUCAAGCCCCUGGCAGUGGCACUUGGAAAGAAGCAGCUUCGUGAGUGCUGGAGAAGUGCUGUGCUGUUUCUCCUCUCUUUGCCUUUCUCCUUCUCUGUCUCUCCUAUCUAAAAAAAAGUCUGGGGGUCGGGUGAUGGCAUACCUGUGGUGAAGCAGGUCUGCAGAUGUCUAUCUUUCUCUCUCUCUCUUUCUUCCUAUCUGCUCUCAGUAUCUUUUUGUCCUAUCCAAUAAAAUGGCAGAAGGAAUAAAAGAAAAUGAAAGUAGUGAUUAACUGCCCGAUUGAAAAAAAAUAUAUCUGCUGGGAGUGGUGAGACUGUGUAGAUAUGGAUAACCCUGGUGGUAAAAAAAAAAAAAAAAAAAAAACGAACUGGGAGUCGGGUGAUAGCGCAAUGGCUUAAGUGCACAUGGUGCAAAGCACAAGGACUGGCAAAGGACCCCGGUGGUUGGAGCCCCCGGCUCCUCACCUGCAGGGGAGUCGCGUCACAAACGAUGAAGCAAGCCUGGCAGGUGUCUAUCUUUCUCUCCCCCUCUCUGUCUUCCCCUCCUCUCUCCAUUUCUCUCUGUCCUAUCCAACAACAAAGACAUCAAUAACAACAAUAAUAACUACAACAAAGGCACCAAAAGGGAAUAAAUAAAUAAAUAAAUAUAAAAAAAAACACCAAACGAACUAACAAACAAACAACAACAAAAGAAAAAAAGAAAGAAAAAGAAAAGAGUUCCAUAAGUACAACUUGGUGGAUAUUAUUCAUCAGCCCCAUCACUCCUUCACCAGAGCUGACAUGAGAGUCUGGGAAGCAUCAUGGGAGGCAGAAUGACAAGAACUUCUGAUUCAGAGCAUGUGCGCUUCCUGGAGCAGCAGAACCAGGUGCUGCAGACCAAGUGGGAGCUGCUGCAGCAGAUGGAUGUCAGCACCAGCACCGCCAACCUGGACCCCCUCUUCCAGGCCUACAUUGGCCAGCUAAAGAAACAUGUGGAUUCGCUUUCUGCAAAGCGGACCUCACAGGAGUCAGAGCUGAACAACAUGCAGAAUCUUGUUGAGGAGUUUAAGAAGAAGUAUGAGGAUGAAAUCAAUAAACGCACCUGUUCUGAGAAUGAUUUUGUGACCCUGAAAAAGGAUGUGGACAAUGCCUACAUGACUAAGGUGGAGCUGCAGGCCAAGGUGGACUGUGCGAACCAGGAGCUGGAGUUCCUGAAGGUCCUCUUUAGUGCGGAGCUGUCCCAGAUCCAGCAGACCAUCACGGACACCAGUGUUAUCCUGUCCAUGGAUAACAACCGGAACCUGGACCUGAACAGCAUCAUCUCCGACAUCCAGUCCCAGUACGAGAGCAUUGCUGAGAGGAGCAAGACGGAGGCCGAGAACCUGUACCACAGCAAGUAUGAGGAGCUGCAGGUCACCGCGAUGAAGCAUGGAGACAGCCUGAAGGACAUCAAGAUGGAGAUUAGUGAUCUGAACCGCAUGAUCCAGAGGCUGCAAGGGGAGAUCGCCCAUGUGAAGAAGCAGUGCAAGAGUGUGCAAGACUCCAUCACAGACGCUGAGCAGAAGGGUGAACACGCCAUCAAGGACGCAAGGAACAAACUCACGGAGCUGGAAGAGGCCCUGCAGCAGAGCCGAGAGGACCUGGCCUGCCUGUUGCGUGACUACCAGGAGCUCAUGAACGUGAAGCUGGCCCUAGACAUGGAGAUUGCCACCUACAGGACCCUGCUGGAGGGCGAGGAGUGCAGGAUGUCUGGGGACCUCAGCAGCAACGUGACCAUGUCUGUGACGAGCAGUACCAUGUCUUCAAGCAUAGCGUCCAAGGCUGGCUUUGGAAGCCAGGGCUCUGGAGGGAGAGGAUCCAGUUCUGGAGGAGGAGGUGGAGGAGGAUACAGUUUUGGAAGCAGCAGUUAUGGCUCUGGAGGCAGAGGAUCCAGCUCCAGAGGUGGUGGAGGAAGCUAUGGCUCUGGUGGUGGCUCCAGAGGAGGCUCGGGGUCUGGAGGAGGAUAUGGCUCAGGAGGAGGUUCUGGAGGAAGACAAGGUUCUAGAGGAGGCUCCGUCUCUGGAGGAGGAUAUGGGUCAGGUGGAGCUUCUAGUUCUGGAGGUGGAUCCAGAGGAGGUUCUGGUUUUGGAGGGGGCUAUAGCUCUGGAGGUGGCUCCAGAGGAGGCUCUGGAGGGGGCUAUGGCUCAGGUGGUGGCUCUGGAGGGGGAGGUUGUAGCUCUGAAAAAGGUGGUUCAGGUGAAGGCUGUGGUUCCAGUGUGACCUUCUCCUUUAGAUAAAUUCAGGGUCUUCUCCCUUGACUCUCCCACUCCAGACUGCAGAAUCAUGUCUCUGUACCUCUAAUUUACAGCCUGUCAAAUCUUGUCACUCACCUCUGUUGGCAUUUUGGGAGGGUAGGGAUGCCCACAUAUAGUUUGACAUGUCUUCUUUCCAAACCAAUUAGUCAGAGCCGAAGACUCCCUCUGUGCCCCAGGAAGAGCCUGCACCAGCUAGGUCAGUGCUUCCAGCAGCAACCCCACUCCUCCCCCUCCCUGCACUGCCCCAUUUGGUGGUCCUUUUCCCAGCAGGCAUCCUGUUGAGGACCCCUGUCCCCCUCAAAUCCCAUACCUCUCCCUAGGGGAAUGUGAUUCUGUGUACAUAGCCUGUCUUGCUGCCUCUGCAUCUGGAGUGCUAUUAUCUGGGUGUCUGUACAAUAAAUUACAUUUGCAAC
This is a messenger RNA of Erinaceus europaeus (western European hedgehog), 2844 nucleotides long. RefSeq names its product keratin 2 (gene KRT2). Gene Ontology annotation, biological process: intermediate filament organization; keratinization. Gene Ontology annotation, cellular component: keratin filament. Bases 959 to 2413 code for a protein of 484 amino acids. The record is from RefSeq and is a predicted model, not a curated record. NCBI's taxonomy places the organism in Eukaryota, Metazoa, Chordata, Mammalia, Eulipotyphla, Erinaceidae. The transcript is spliced from 9 exons. Gene Ontology annotation, molecular function: structural constituent of skin epidermis.